AUGGCGGUCGAACAAGCUCUGUUUCUGGACAGCGCCAUCCGAGAUUGGGUGCUGAUCCCCAUCUUGGUGGUGAUGAUUCUCGUGGGUGUGCUGCGACACAACGUCAUCUCGCUCCUCAAUUCGGCACCAAAGAGCCUGUCUCCGCCAGCGCUCAGGGAACAACGAGUGAUGGCGAGAGCAGGUGCCCUCCGUCAGAACUACUUCCAGCUGCCACCGACCUCUUUCGCAGCCCGCAAAGCCUUCCUGACUGAGGCCCUUUCCAACGGCUCGUACUUGCAGCCCAAGGACAAGGAAGAGAAAGAAGGCCCCAAGAACCCAUUCGAGCCCGCGGGCGGCAUGGACACCAUGAUGGACGGCAUGAAGAAGCAGAUGGUCAUGAUGAUCCCGCAGACCGUCAUCAUGGGCUGGAUCAACUUUUUCUUCUCCGGCUUCGUCCUGCUCAAGCUGCCCUUCCCUCUCACCGUUCGCUUCAAGGUGAUGCUUCAGCGAGACAUUCAGUCGCCGGACCUCGAUGUCACCUGGGUCUCUGCACUCAGCUGGUACUUUUUGACCCUCUUCGGUCUUAGCGCGGUCUACAAGCUCGUGCUGGGAGACGACAAUGCGGCAGAUGGCACACGCGACAUGGCGGCCAUGGGCGCCGGUGCUGCUUCCAUGCAAGCCAUGAACCCAGCAGCACCAGGUCAAGCACCCGACUUUGAAAAGCUCCACCUGGCCGAGCGCGACAAUCUCGAAUUGGCCGGGUUGGAAGACUCGAGCGUCCGCUGGAUUGGCGACGGCAUCGAGGACCGCGUACUCGCCCUCUACUCUUAG
Messenger RNA from Kalmanozyma brasiliensis GHG001, 810 nucleotides. RefSeq names its product Protein of unknown function DUF106, transmembrane. Gene Ontology annotation, biological process: protein folding in endoplasmic reticulum. Gene Ontology annotation, cellular component: membrane; EMC complex. Lineage: Eukaryota; Fungi; Basidiomycota; Ustilaginomycetes; Ustilaginales. The record is from RefSeq and is a predicted model, not a curated record. The transcript has 2 exons. Bases 1 to 810 code for a protein of 269 amino acids.